This is a messenger RNA of Saccostrea echinata, 9364 nucleotides long. RefSeq lists its product as uncharacterized. Gene Ontology annotation, biological process: regulation of gene expression. The record is from RefSeq and is a predicted model, not a curated record. Lineage: Eukaryota; Metazoa; Mollusca; Bivalvia; Ostreida; Ostreidae. Gene Ontology annotation, cellular component: nucleus. Bases 1 to 5571 code for a protein of 1856 amino acids. The transcript has 2 exons.
AUGGAUGCUGAGGUAAAAGAUGCUCCAAAGGAUAAAGAGGAUGAAAACAGUGAACCAAGUGUGACACAAACCAUUCCUGAUAAACAGACAAAACUACGCAGUAUUCCUGCAGUUGUUGUAAGGAAUGAAAACAAUGACAUAAUAGAGCAAAUGGAUGAGCCCAGCGUUGAUUUUUCACAGACAGUAAGAAGGAACCUGAAAUCUAAACUAAUCCAGAGAGCCAACAGCCCUGUGAAGGAGCAGAUGGACAAAAUUCAGGAAACUCUGUCUGAGAAUUCAGAGUCAGGGAGUGAGGAGGGAUUGUCCGAUUCCAGUGAUACUGAAAGAGAGACAGCAACUACAGGGCUUGGGGGAAUGGGAGAAGAAGGUGUCUCCACAGCAGUUAGUACCCAAGUGGAUGAGAAGGAACCAGUUGUAGGUGAGGAUCAAAUGCCAGAUGAAGAAGCAGACAAAGGACAGGUUGUUGAGGAAGAUCAAGCACCAGCAGAAGAAAAAGAGAAAGAACCUGUUGUAGAGAAAGUAGAACCUUUUGUGAUGGAAAAAUCAAUGGAAAAUCAAACAGAAAAGGAUGUUAUCAAUGAUGAGGAAGAGGAAAAGCAGAGGGAGAAUACUGAAGUUGGUACAAGGACUGAAGACAGUGAAGAGAGGACAAAAGAAAUUGGAGAAGAAACAGACAGAGCAUUGGAGGAACAGAAAGCAGAAAAGGGAAGAACAGUUGAGAAAGAAAAUGCAGAAAAAGAUAUAUCAGUUCCAAAAGAUAAUUUAGAAAAAGAUAGUGCAAUUGAGAAAGAAAAUGUAGAAAAUGUUGAAGGGGAAAAUGUAAUGGAACAAGAUGUAACAAACCUAAAGAUAAAUACAGGUGAAAAAGAUGAAACAGUGGAGAAAGAGAAUUUGAUGGAAAAGGUUGAUGAAAUUGAAGACAAAAAUUUGAGUGGCGAAAAUAACAAAGAUUCUGACCAGCCAGUCAUAACAGAUAUUGAGACGAAAGAUAAAAAUGAGGAAGCUGCAAAAGGUACAGAAUGCUUAGAUAAAGAGGAAAGUGAAGUUGAGAAAUCCUUAAAUACAGAUGAUUUUUCUCAGUUCAAUCUGACCCAGCCCUCUACAACAGUAUCUCCCACUAGUUCCUCUACAGCCCCACCACCCCCACUAAUGAUCCCAGCUCUGGGGGUGGCUGUUAAUCCUGCCAGUAUUCCUUUGAUGGGCCAGUUCUCUAGAGGUACAGCAGAUCUCAAUACUGUAGCCAUGCAGCAAUUCCAGCAAUUUAAUGUCCAGCCAUCUGUGGCAAGCUCCAGCGCUCCACUGACUCAGGUUGUGUACACUCCAGGGAUUGGUCCUGUUUAUCCUGCUGGUAUGAAUAUUCAGACAACACCAAACAGAUUCCCUUUAACAAACCAAACUCUGAAUGUCAUCCAUAGUGGUCAACUACCACAAGUCAAUCACAGGUUUAUCACUGGGGUUCCACUUGGCAUUGUGCCUUUAGUACAAAGUGCCAACAUUAGACAAGUGAUCCACCCACAAGUAACAGGUGUUAUUCAACCAGGGACACAGGAAACCCAUAUAACAAGUGUUCCAACACUCAUUCACUCAUCAGUAUCUCAACCAUCAUCAACAGCCCAACCUGCAACUAAAACAACUGGUCAACAAGAUGUAACCAACCACUCUCUGCAACUUUCAGCUUCUCAAAUCCCAGUGUUUUCAACUUCAACUCAGAUGCAAGCUAUUACCAGUACUAUGCAGCCACAAACAAACAUCCCUGCAGCACAAGUAGCUUCUACCACAACCAUAGCACCACAUAUUUUAUUAGCCAAACAAGCCCAAGUUAAACAAGUAGGCACCCCAACAAAUCCAUUAAAUCAUAGAUCUCAGGUUACUGUCUCAAGCCCACAGCCUCAACCAGAAGUGGCAAAGCCAGAGGCUGCUCCAGUCCAGCAGAAAGCAGAUGCAUCAACCUAUGUUGAUGAUGAUUCCAUUGACAUUUCCCUUGUGAAUAAAGUAAAAAUGUUUUAUUUUCAAUGUGAUAAGUGUACUUUUGUUACAAAAUCCGCUCAAAAUUUCCGUAGGCAUUAUAUGCUUCAUCUGAACUACAAACCAUAUGUGUGCUCUAAUUGUGGAUUCCCUUCCUGCAACAAAUAUGGCUUCUCAAGCCACCUAAGGAAUCACCAGGAAUGUGCUGGACAACACUUUGUAUACAAAAAAGAUGGUGAAGCUGAAAGACAGUUAGAAAGAAAUGUAAUUGCAUGUAAACAUCACAAAUGGGUAUCUGAUGAAGAAAAUGAUAAAUCCUCAAAGGAACUUUUUGGUGAUCAAAGGAGAUUCCGUUUUACUUCAAAAAGAUCUGAUCCAGCCAGUCCUGCAGCAGCCUCUACAGUUUUAGGUGAGAGCACUGAUGAUUCUACACCUGAUGUGCAGAUGGGAGUGGUGAAGAAAACAUAUUCCGGAAAGAAAAAAAUCAGAGACAUACUCGGAGAGAUGGAGAGUAAAACUAAAAGUUUAUCUCAGUCAACUAAUCCAGAUGAUGUGUCAAGUCCUUCAGAAAUCACAAAGAAGGACUCUGAGGAAACCAAAAAUAACUUUGAAAAUGUUGAGUUGACAAGUGAUAAUAUGUCUCAGAUUUCAAAGAAGGAUGUUGAUGGUAGUCUUUCUCAGAGAGAAAGAAUUUCCUCUGGUAAUGGUAGUGAAAAAAUGUCCAUUGAUGUAUCAGAGGAUAACAUUCAGGAGAAAGAGGAUGAUUCUGAUGCAAUGAGUGACAUUAUAGAGCCUUUGCCUGCAACCAAGAUUAACUCUAAAACCAGUGAAAGUGGUCACACCCACUCAAAAUAUUCCAGAAAGUCAGAAAGCAACCAACCAAAAAAACAAUACAAAAAAAUGAAAUCUUCCUUUCUGCACAAAAACUUAAGAAAAUCCAAAAGUUUCAGUUUUCAUAAAAGAAAGAAGAAAUUUGCUCGAAGGAAAAAACAAACAAAUAGAGUUCAGAAUUACGAAAUUGUUGAUGAAAGUAACAUACUGGAUCUUCCAAGAGUACGCAAGUUUAAAACUACAUUUGAUCCUAGUCCAGAUCUCUACAGACGAAGAAAGAGAGGUCUUCUGAUGGAAGCAGAAUUUUUGAAGCCAUCAAAACCAAGCAUUCCAACCAAACCAGACACAAAAGCUUUAGCAUUAUACUACAGAUGUCCCUACUGUGGUCAGUCUGCAGACAGUGCUAUGGGAAUCAAGCGCCAUGCCUUCUGGGUCCAUAACAUGUGUGAAUAUACAUGUAAUCUGUGUCUUUUUAUGUCUAUGUCAAAACAGGAAUGUCUGAGGCAUUGCUAUGCAGAUCAUCCUGGUACUUCUCCUGGCAUCAAAAGAUCAUUCUGCAAAACCAUGGAAGUGGAGGAGGUUGUUGAUGACAGAAACUCCCAAAGCAAGGAAGAGGAUGAGAACAACCAAGCAGAAGAUCAGAUGGACAGCAGUGAAAAAGAGGCUGAGGAGAGAGAGGUUGAGGAGAGGGUGCAGCCUCAUAAGUAUCCAGUCAAAGGAGCACAGGAUUUCAGGUGUAUCAAGUGUGAUCUGAAGUUCACUCGGAAAGGAAUUCAAAUGCAUCUCUUACGCACACACAAUGUUUUUAUGUAUAAAUGUCCAUACUGUAAAUUUAUUAAGAAAAAUAAAGAGGACAUAACAGAGCAUUGCAACAUGGAACACAAUGUGAAAAUCAGCAAGGCAGUGCGUGUUACUUACAACCUUAAUCUUGGACAUGAGCUGGUGGAAUUUCUCUCCAAGGAUAAAAAAGAACUGAAGAAGAAACCUAACCAUUCAAAAGUUCUCACAUUUCAAAAAAGAUUGCAAAAGAAAGUGAAGAGGCCAAUGAGCACAAAAGCAACAUGUCCUUUGUGUGGAUUUAAUUCCAACUACAUUGGUGUCCAGCGGCAUUUGGCAAUGAAACAUAAACUGAAGAAAUUACAAUGUGGGCGUUGUGGCCAUGUGACAUACAAUAAAUCUGUUGCAGUGAAACACUCCAAAAAGUCUCACAAAGAAAACACACCAUAUUUGUUGCGUGCCUUUGCAGAUAUUGAAACUGUGCAAGCUAUGUCUAGAGGUGAGCUGAAGAAAUGUGGUGCCCUUAACAUGUUAGAACUUAAAGAAAAGGAGAAUUCUGAUCAAGAGGAAGAGGUUAAAAAGACAGAGAGUCCACUUAAAGUCCCUAGUGCUAAUGUUCCUUCAGUAAAAGACACAAAAGAUGAAUGGGUGUCGUGUCCAGUCUGCUUUGCUGAGAAGCGGACUUUGAGAGGGAUAGAGCUACACAUGAUGUAUUUGCACAAGAUCUGUAACUGGUCCUGCGGUCGUUGUGGGUUUGCAUCCACAGAUAAAUAUGUGACAUUGCAGCAUUCCGUUGAUUUACACCAAGAUGAAGACCCUAUGAUUUCCAGGGCAUUAAUUAAUCUUAAUAGAUAUCUAGCAGAGAGAAAUAUGGAACUAGACUACAGAUCAACAAAGGAAAAUUAUUUAGAAGAAAAGAUGGAGAACUUUAGCAGAUCAGAUCCAUAUAAACCAGAUUUUGAUGAUGAUGAUGAAUCUGUGGAGGACACUUCCAACAGCAAAAAGAUGACCAUUAAAGAUCAGGAUGAGACUUCUCAUGAUUCCAGUACUGUGGAGUCUUACAGUCAAAAGAAAGCAUGGAAGAGAAGAUCUUGCAGUCCUAAAGGUUCAGAUUUCAGCGGUGCAGCAUCAGAAAAGUGCCUUCUGAAGAAAAACUUGAAGGACAUACCAGCUUUGUCAAGAACAUCAGGUGGUGACUCAGUUGAGUCAGAUUCCACAGAGGACAGCUUUGUCACCAAAAAGAGACGCAAGAAGUGUCAUCCGGUGGCUCGCUCUUCUCCUAGUCUUGGAUUCACUCCCUCUUCAUUUGUUGUAAGGCCUAAGGAUAUGAACCAACUAAAUCAAGGCUUUAGCUGCGUAUACUGUGUAUAUGCUGCCCCGCUCCGUCAUCAAGUACGCCUACACUGCUAUGACAAGCAUACAAACCACCCAGCCUGCCUCAUGGAAUUCCAAGUCAGUGAGGAGGAUAAAUUCUACCGUAAUGAUGACACUGAAGAAGUUCAGCUGGACUUAACUGAAGACAGCAAUGGUGAUGUAAAAACCGAGACAGAACCUAUGGAAUAUGAGGGUAGUGGUGCAAAAAAUGUCGAUAAAUCUGUCAGUGAGGCUGACAACGAUGAAACAACUGGAAUCAGUGAUGUGGCUUCAUCAAAGGCAAACGGAGGUCUGAAUGGACAGGUGAAGCGAAGUGACAGUUUAACAAGUGGAGGAGAAACUGACACUGAUGAACUUCACUCAUCAGAAAUCAUAGACAAUGGCGGCAAUCGAUUCCAACGAGGAAGAAAGAGGAAAAUCAAAUUUGAUAACCCACUAAAAACUUUGGUGCACAAGUUGAAUUCCAGCCAGAUUAAUCUGGAAGACACAUUUCACGGCAGCUUGGAUGACGUGGAUUCGUUUCUAAAUAAGUAUGGAGUUCGAACUCUGAACAUGGACAUGUUAACACAGCAGCAGUUUUCUGACUUUAUUGAGCGAUUUGGGAGCAAUCUACAACCAGUUUAAUGUGAUUUGUAAUUUUGUUUCUGUUUUUGUUCAUUUUUAAUCAUUUUGGUUCAUGCGUUUACUCAUAACACAACACUAUAUGAAUGAGGAUUUCAUUUCUGCAUGCUUUGUGUAUUUUUCUAUACUGCUCAUAGGAAUGAACAUAAUUUUCUUUUUUUCUGCAACAUCUGCAUACUAGUGGCACCAUGUGUCAAAAAACUAUGAACUGUAUCAGAUACAAAAAUACACAGUUUAUAAAUAGUCAUAGAUUUUUGAAGCAUUAAGUCAUUGAUAUAAGUUUAUAGUUUGUGUAAAACUUUUAUUUAUUAGCAGGUUUUAAAGAUUUGUAUAUUCAUAAACCUAAGAUAUACAUUUUUUCACAUGUAAAAUCCUAAUUUUGAUACACCCAAGAGUCAAUUUAAGCUGCCAAUGAGGUAAAACAAAUCUAGAAACAGUGUGGUUCAUUAAAAGAUAAUAUAUUUUUUGGUGAGUGUGAACAGGUAAAACAAAUCUAGAAACAGUGUGGUUCAUUAAAAGAUAAUAUAUUUUUUGGUGAGUGUGAACAAUCCUUAUUGUUUAUUACGAAUCUAUAAAAGAUAUUUUUAUGCUCUUUGAUUAAUUUGAAAAUGUAAUUUAAUACACUAGAGAUAUGAGUACAUCCUUAAGGCACAAGUGAGAAGUACUUUGUGAUGUAAUGCACACUUGAUGACAAUGCACUUAUUGCAUUCAUCCAUUUUUCAUCAUUGUGUAUUGAUAAUACAUGCAUUUUGUGCUGAUGCAUUCCUUGGUUAGCUGUUCCUUUAGGACAUCUGACAUUUCAUUAGCCAUUACUGUUCAAAUUUUGUGCCAUUCUUUAAAUCUUAAUUUAUUUUUUUGAAGGAUAUUUGGGAUUGUUCACUUAUGAUGAGAGCUUAUAACUUCAUCACAUAUUUUUGCCAGAGAAACAAAACCUGUUUAUUUGUGUAGUUAUGCCCCCAAACAUAGUUUGUUAACAUGUUUUUUACAGCUUCUUCUUCUUUUCCCAUACUUUUCUGAGUGCAAGUGUUCUCAGAAACUACAGCUCCGAUUGAUUUGGAACUCUUUAAGGUAAAGACACAUGUUUUAUGGAUGUGUGGAGUAAAGUACUAUAUUAGGUUAUGACCAAUAUCUGCCUCCAAAAUUAAACUGCAAUGGAGAACUCCAAAAUUCUGUUCUAAACCAGAAGAACAUCUGCAGACUUGAAAGCAUUACCUAUUUUCGUCAGUCAUAAUGCCAUAUGUUAAAUAUGACUUCAAGAAGAUGACGUAAAUUCAAAAUUUCAAUGAUUUUGUGAGAAAAAGGUGUAUUUUAAGUUGAUUUAAGAAAUUAAUUUAAUUUUGAGAAUUCAUGAGAACACCAGCAUAUUUCAUGAAUCACGUAAUGAUGAAUAUGAUGAAUAUGCAGGCGUGAACUGUUGUACUUCAUGUACCUCAUGAAUUCUCAAAAAUUAAAUUCAUUCCUUAUAUUUACAUUAUUUUUCUGAUGAUUUACUAAAUAUUUUUGUCAUUCAACAAUCGUCUUUGAAAAAAAAAAAGUUUGCACUAUUUUUUUUACUUUUAGGUCACAAUGGAAAUAUUCUCACUCGUCCCACGGUAGUUCUUGUGAACAUGAACUUUUUCUAAUUUGCAAAGAAUCUUGGGGAAAAAAUAUUUGGAAAUGUAAAUGUUUUUUAUUAAAAUUCAUCGAGCGCAUGCACAGGUCUGCUGCCUUUGAUCUUUUUGAUAUAAUGCAUAUAAUAGAAUUAUUAUGUGAAUGAUGUGUGCAUAUUGUUCUGGGGCAAGCUUGUGCUCAGUAAAUUGUACAUUCAAAUUUUAGCGAAUUUUGUCAAUUUUGACCUCUUUCGUGAAAAUAAUAGAAAAUCCAAACAGUUUGUGAAGUCACAGCAACAUGAAUUGCAGAUAAUCUAUUUCCAAACUAUAAUAAAUUUUGUCAUUAAGAUUUUGAAUAUAAUACAAAUGUAUACAUUUCGAGGUAUUUUCAAAAGCUGGCUUUUAUUGGGGUUACCGUAUAUAGUUCUUUGAUUUUGCUAUCAUAUGCUUGCAAGUGUGCACUAUAUUUUGUUAAAAUCCAAAAAGCUACAACUUUCCUUCUUUUUGAUAAAAUGUUCUUAAAUUAUAUAGAUAAGUGAAAAGUCUACAUGUCAAGAGUCAAUAAACUUGCAUGAGAGAAUGUGCAUGCUCUGAUUGAUUGAUACCAAAGUCCUUAUAACGUCCAUGCUUUUUUGACAAAAUACUUUGAAAUUUAAAAUAUGUGUAUAUAUUACAAGAUAUUCUGUGCAAGUAUAUACAAGAAAACAUGAAAACAGAGACAAGUGUAUGAACUGAAAUCUAAUUAGCUUAACUUAGAAGCAGGGGUAUAACUUUCUUAUGAUAGUCUAAGAAUGCAAGAUUGGCAAUUAGUAAUGUAUUAUGUAUCCAUCUAUCAUCAUCAAAAAAAAAAAGGAUGCAGGGCAUGCAUGCAUGUGUGCUGAAUUUGGAUUGGUUAAUGCUUAAAUUCUUAUAUUUUUCUUAUUUUUAAUUAAAAUCAUUUGAAUUUUAAAUGUAUGCAUUCAGAAAGCAUGGUUACAGAGUGAAAUCAAUCAUAAAGCAUGGCAGCUUGUGCCGCCAGAUAUAAAUGGUGAUUGGCUAAUCUGUGUAUGGCUAAGAAUGUGUUGUAACAUUAAAUUAUGCUCAUAAAGAAUAAGUACUGUCUGUGUACUUGGGGAGGGGAAGGGGAACCUUUCAUUAUCCAUACAUUUCUUGAAAAUUGGUUGAUGUUUUUUGCUAUUCACUACCUUAGGACCAAAAUAUCAAUUGCAAAAUGUAAAAUAGGUUAUGUUUAUGUAGUUAAGAAAGGGGCAAUAGAGUUGUUUCACAAAAUGGUGAAGUUGUGGAUCAACACUAAGUAAUAUGCAGUUUAAGAAAAGAAUUCUCAACAGAUAUGAUUUACAAUGAUAAUAUUCCUUGAUAAAUGUUUUUUUAUGCAAAACCAAUUAAGUAAAAUUUGGUAUAAUUUUUUUUCCCUUUACAUUUGUUUGAAUGAGGGAAAUGUCUGUUUGAGCUUUUUGGUGCAGGAUGCAUAGGGCAGUUUAAUUUUUAACCAGUUUAAGGUUUUCCCAUUUUAUUUAUAUGUUGUGUGUUUAUAAAGUGUCUUUCUUUUUUUUUUUUGCUUAUUUUACUGCAUGCACUUUAUUUACAUGCCUGAUUUUUUGGGGUCAUUGUUGUGCUUUGUAUUAAUAUUUCAGUGCUGCUUAAGAUUUACCAUAGGCAAUAUUUUUAUUUUAAGAAUAUGUUGUUUCAAACUUUCUUCAUUUUGUUAAAUUUUUGAAAAGAGUUGGAGCAUGAAAAAGAUUUCUUUAAAAAUGUAAUGAAAGUACAGAUAAAGUGCAUAGUUGUAAAAAAAAAAAAAAGUGGAUUCUUCUUUGUUGUUGUUAAAGUUGAAAAAAGAAAUGUGAUUUCAUAGUUUGUUGUCAACAAGUGUGUUAUAAUUAUGUUGUCAGUAGGUUUAUACAAUGACAUCUUUGACAGAGAGUAAAACAUUGGUGUGCAUUCAAUGUUUAAGGUAAACAAAGAUGACUAAAAGCUUAUCAUCAAAGUUUAGAAAUAUUUCUGAAUCAUUUGUUAACUUUAAAACAAAAUUGAAUCUCAUUUUCAUUUUCAAAACUUUGCCCAUGCUGCAAUUUUACUAUUUUUCUAAUCAUGGACAACUUGUGUUUAAAGUUUUCUUUACUCCUUUUUUAGGGAUUCCUAAAUAUACAUUUAUAUUGUGUUAUUAUUAUCAUCAUCAGGUGUAAAUGUCUUAAUAACUACAAAAAAUA